AUGAGUGGCGCAGGCUACAAUAAUCCCGAAAUGCUGGCAGCUGCCAGGGAGCUGGCCAUGUCGUUUGGCAAUUCUAGCCAGCCAAGAGGCGGCGGCGGCAGACAGAGACGCGGUAAUGAUUUUGAAAACAGAGCGCCUCGGGAGAGGUACAACUACAGCCCUCCUCCUCCCCCUCGUACGGUCAUCUCUAACAUUCCUCCUCCAAGCCGGCGCAACUACACAGACACUCUCGUCUCUAGCAACGUGAGACGUCUUCCUGGUCAUAUCUUGGGAUCUUCUCCCAUGGACUUUCUGAACCGUCGAGAGCCGACACCGGAGCCAACGUCAGCUCAUCUACCGACAGCAAAUCAACCUCAAGAAUCUCCUAACCAAAGCGCUAUGGCAGUCGUGUCCCCAAGUUUUACCAGCACACCAGUCAACAACGUUGCUCAGGGACAAAACGGGACUGAUGUCUCGGGCAACGAGAACCGCACUAUCGCCCCAGCUCGAGCUGACGAGGGCCGCAUGGUAGACAUCCAAGCAGAGGCCACAAUGGCCAAGGGCACUGAGAGUGGCCAGCCCAGCGCCCACAGGCCUAUGAAUGCAGCCCCAGCACAGGCUCCAGCCCUUGUCCCUGGGAGCCUUCGAAACAACAGCAUUGCUAGCACUUGGGCCGCCUCCUACAACGAUUCUUCUGACGAAGAGGAAGAGGAAGAGGAGGGAGAAAUUAUUGAAAGACCCAAGGCAGAGCCUUCCAGAAAAGAUGUACCAAAUCUUCCAAGGGCAGACGACGAGGACCUGAUCACGAUAUCCCCAGACCAGAAGCCCAGCACUCCCUACACAGAGGACAUUUCAAAGUCUCCACUUGCGCCAACUGAAACCACGAAUGGAAUCUCAGUCCAGAAAGUGCGAGGGAACAUUGUCCCACCUCUUCAGGAGAACGGGCCCGGACCGGCUGAGGGGUCUUCAGCAAUCAAGCAGACCUCACAUGAGCUUGCAACCUCACGAGACCAGACUCGAGGUGAGAAUAAACCCGGUGAGCCAACUAAUAUCUCGAAUCUUCGUCCUCAAGCUCCAGGGUUCGUGCCAGAAUCCCGGGCGGUUUCCCUGGAUUCUCCUAUGAGUCCUCCAGGGUACCCCCCAAGCACGCCCACGGCCAAUCCAUUUGCCGCAAAACUCGACGCAGAGAGUCAUGAAGAGGCGGCAUCCCAUCAAAGCCAUUCUCAGUACCUUGUUGCCGGGAAUCCUGAUGGCAGUCCUUCAUUCGCUGGACACCUCGUCACCAUAACUCCUGUUCGAAUUACUAACGGUCUCCUUAUCCCAGGACCUACGAAUGGUCAUGUAUUGAUGCAACCUCACCUCGAUAUUCCCCAUCACCCUCAGGCUUCGCCCAUUCAGUUCCCUGCAAUGCCAAUGACACCUGGCCCAAGUCAGCCAAGCCAGGCUGGCGAGAACAAGACCGUCGCGCCUGUUGAGAAGCAGAAUGGCCCCCGGAAAACUCAAGGUCUCAAGUCCUCGAUGUGGGCUUCCUAA
This is a messenger RNA of Fusarium keratoplasticum, 1512 nucleotides long. RefSeq lists its product as uncharacterized. The record is from RefSeq and is a predicted model, not a curated record. The transcript has 3 exons. The coding region runs from base 1 to 1512 and encodes 503 amino acids. NCBI's taxonomy places the organism in Eukaryota, Fungi, Ascomycota, Sordariomycetes, Hypocreales, Nectriaceae.